Messenger RNA from Juglans microcarpa x Juglans regia, 1947 nucleotides. RefSeq names its product labd-13Z-ene-9,15,16-triol synthase, chloroplastic-like. The transcript has 2 exons. Bases 131 to 1777 code for a protein of 548 amino acids. Lineage: Eukaryota; Viridiplantae; Streptophyta; Magnoliopsida; Fagales; Juglandaceae. The record is from RefSeq and is a predicted model, not a curated record. Gene Ontology annotation, molecular function: oxidoreductase activity, acting on paired donors, with incorporation or reduction of molecular oxygen; iron ion binding; heme binding.
AGUAGUAUCCUCGUAGAGGCUAAAACAAGGGCAAGAUAAUAUAUAUGUGUCACACACACACAUACCUGAAGAAGUGUCAACUUGCAUAGAAGCAUCCCAAGAAGUUUAAAGGCUUUUUAUCGUACUUCUUAUGAUCACGUUUUCCCGUUCACAAAUUAAGCUCUGCAUGUUGAAUAUAGGCGUUUCUGCCAAGCGGUUGUGGUGGCCGUGGCAUGCAAACGAUGAGAAAGGCGAACUUCCUGGAGCAACUCUUACUGCUUUACUCUCUGUAUUUGCGGUGUUUUGGUUCCUGUGGGCAGCCAAUAAAUCAAGGAAGGUGAUACCUCCAUUGCCGCCAGGCCCCCGAGGUUUCCCACUGGUCGGGUACCUUCCUUUUCUGGGUACAAAUCUUCAUAGGAAAUUUGAGGAACUCGCAGGGGUCUAUGGCCCUAUCUACAAGGUUUGGCUUGGAAAUAAAUUGUGGGUAGUUGUCAGCUCACCAUUACUUGUGAAAGAAGUGGUUCGUGACCAGGACACAAUAUUUGCAAACCAUGACAAUUAUAUAGCUGCUCUAGCUGUAACGUAUGGAGGAGCUGAUGUUACACUUUUACCUUAUGGUCCUGACUGGAGGAAGUUGCGCAAGAUAUUCACACGAGACCUGCUAAGUAAUGCAAAUCUGGAUGGUUCUUUUACUCUUCGGAGAGAAGAGGUUAAGAAGUCCAUAAGAAAGAUGUAUGACAAAAUUGGCACUCCCGUAGAUGUUGGGGAAUUGGCGCUCGUGACGGUGAUGAACACCAUCGUGAGCAUGGUGUGGGGUGGCACGCUGCAAGGAGAUCAGGAAGGGACAGAUAUUGGGUCUGAGUUUAAGAGUAUGUUGUGGGAGCUAAUGGUGCUAGUUGGAAAACCAAAUGUUUCUGACUUUUUCUCUGUGCUUGCAAGGUUUGAUUUACAAGGGAUUGAAAGGGAAGCAAAGAAGAUUUUCCAAUGGUGUGAUCGCAUUUUUGAUUGUGCCAUUGAUAAACGGAUGAACUUGGCCAAGGCCAAAUUAGAAGAGGGGCCAGGAAUGACUGAACAAAGGAAAGACUUUUUGCAAAUUCUCUUGGAGCUAACGGAGCGUGAGGAUGCUGCAACAUCACUUAGCAUGACCCAAGUGAAGGCCUUGCUUUUGGAUAUAGUGAUAGGUGCAUCGGACACUACAACAACGACACUGGAAUGGCUGGCAGCGGAGCUGAUGCAGCAUCAAGAGGUAAUGAGAAAAGUCAAUGAAGAAUUGACACAAGUUGUUGGUUUGGACAACUUAGUGGAAGAGUCCCAUUUGUCCAAAUUGCAUUAUUUAGAUGUUGUCAUUAAAGAGACCUUACGUUUGCACCCAGCACUUCCUCUCAUAGUACCUCGUUGUCCAAGCCAAUCUAGCACUCUUGGUGGGUACUGGAUACCCAAAGGUACUAGGGUUUUGUUAAAUGUUUGGGCUAUACAAAGGAAUCCAGAGUUUUGGGACAAUCCCUUGGAAUUUCAACCGGAGAGGUUCCUAAAUGAUUCUAUCAAGGUGGACUAUUCUGGCCACAAUUUUAACUAUUUUCCAUUUGGAUCCGGAAGAAGAAUAUGCGCGGGGCUUCCACUUGCAGAGAGGAUGCUAAAAUAUAUAAUAGCUUCGUUUUUGCAUGCAUACGAGUGGAAAUUGCCAGAGGAUACAAAGCAGGAUUUUUCAGACAGAUUUGGUUUGGUUACUAAGAAAGUGCAGCCGACGGUUUUAAUUCCAACACCAAGGCUGUCUAAAUCUAAGCUCUACACAGAAUAAACUACUCUAUAUCCAUAAAUAUCAUGCAUGUAUAUAGCGUAGUUAAUUUCUCGUGUCACAGAUUGUACGUACGUACUCAUGUGUGGCUCCCCGAGCAUUACUUGUCAGCCUGUAAAUUAUUAUGAAGCAUGCAUUAUAUAAUGUACUUCAAUGUUAUAUCCUUUCUUUAA